AUGGUUACUGCUAUCGACACGACUGAGCCUGAUGAUCCCGAGUUGCCGGUUCGUUUUAAAAAAUAUUUGAUUGGAUUUUAUGAAAUCACGGCUUUCAACUUUCGACUUUGAUUCUUUUAAAGCUAUCGUACGCUUUUUUGAAGCUUCUGCAAUUUCAAGGCACCUGUAGAAGCUAACAAUCGAAACUGUGAAAAAAUUUAUUUUUCUUAAAAGUAAAACCUUUAUAACAAAUAAAACAAAUAAGAUUUAUCCUUUUUUUCCAUAUAUAUUUCUUUAGUCAUGGUAUAUGGAGAAUCAUUGGAAUAGAUUUUUUUUUUGAAAGAUUUGUAGGAGAUGGCAAACAGCGCUCAUCCAACUGAAGGCGAGCCGAUAGCCGCCGAUGACAUCGAUGAUAUCUCUACACCUCUGAAUACGGAAAUCGUGAAGGUUCACUUUUCCUUCUUAACUUCGAACCUGAUUUUCUCAAGGACUGGCACACGGGAUGUUGCAAGGACCUUCGGAGCUAUCUCAUGGGCAAGCUCGUGAAGACAUCGGUCCAGUUGGACAACAUUGAGUCUGUGCGCGACCCAAGAGUUCGACCUAUCCUGGUCCAUGCGCGGCAAGCCGAGAAGGACUUUUUCGAAACGGCAAACGAUAGAGUGGGCGCAUCGAAAACUUGUAAUUUUUGAACGAAUUCCAGGAAGAAUACUAUCACAUGAUAGCCGUCAAGUGUUACAUGAUCACCAAAGAAAUACAAGAGCGGAGAAACUUGAACUGA
Messenger RNA from Caenorhabditis auriculariae, 757 nucleotides. Lineage: Eukaryota; Metazoa; Nematoda; Chromadorea; Rhabditida; Rhabditidae. The record is from the annotation of a GenBank genome assembly.